Molecule: messenger RNA, 2317 nt
Organism: Acanthochromis polyacanthus (spiny chromis)
Lineage: Eukaryota; Metazoa; Chordata; Actinopteri; Pomacentridae
Gene: rnf207a
Product: ring finger protein 207a
Exons: 17
Coding region: 2-1918 (638 amino acids)
Biological process (GO): regulation of cardiac muscle contraction; regulation of heart looping
Cellular component (GO): perinuclear region of cytoplasm
Molecular function (GO): zinc ion binding; transmembrane transporter binding; Hsp70 protein binding
Source: RefSeq, a predicted model, not a curated record
CAUGAUGUUCUCUUCUCAGAUGGCAGGAGGAAUCUUCACCAACUUGGGCAACCUGUGUAAUGUGGAUUGUGCUAAUGUCCACCCCUUGGUGUGUCACCUGUGCCGUGAGCAGUACCAGUCUCCAUGUUUAUUGGACUGCUACCACAUCUUCUGUGCCCGUUGCCUGCGAGGUCGGACCAAUGACAGCCGCCUCAGCUGCCCCCUCUGUGGAUACCCAUCAACAGUGAAAGGUAAUAAUGCCCUUCCACCAGAGGACCGUCUGCUGAAGUUCCUAGUGGACAACAAUGCUGAUACUGAGGAGAUAGUGCAGUGUGCCAACUGUGACCAGGAAAGUAACAAAAAGGACACAGGGUUGAUGUACUACUGUAACACUUGUAACCAGCCGCUGUGUGCUGCCUGCAGGGAACUGACACACAAGGCCAGAAUGUUUUCCCACCAUGAGAUUGUGUCUCUGGCCAAACGCACCAAAGCCAAACACAGGAAAUGCUCUCUCCAUGAAGAGCCCUAUAUCCUUUUCUCAACGGAGAAUAAGUCUAUGCUCUGCAUCAAAUGCUUCAGAGACAUGCAAGUGGAGAGUCGGACUCACUGCAUUGAUAUUGAAACAGCGUACUCUCAGGGCUGUGAGAUGUUGGACCAGGCGGUGCUGGUGGUUAAGGAGCUGCAAACUUCAACCGGAGAGGCGAUCCUUCUGCUGAGAGCGAUGAUCGGAGAAGUGUGUCUAAAUGUGGAGGAAGAAGAGAAUGCAAUCUGUAGUCUGUUCAACAGUUUGCAGGAAAAAUUAGCAGAGAGGAAGAAGAUUCUGUUGAAAGCAGCUCAGAGUCAACACGAAGAGAAGGAGAAAGCACUAAAGGAGCAGCUGUCACACCUUACUGCCCUCCUACCAACCCUGCAGGUCCACCUCGUCACCUGCUCGGCCUUCCUCAGCUCAGCCAACAAGUUUGAGUUUUUGGAUAUGGGCUAUCAACUCAUGGAGAGGCUGAAGAGGAUUGUAAAGCUCCCUCAUCGACUGAGACCAGUGCAGAGCAGCAAAAUCAAUACAGAGUACAGAAGUGAGUUUGCCCGUUGCCUGGAGCCUCUGCUGCUGAUUGGACAGCGCUGCCCUCCUUGUGUUGCCGGGUCCACAAGUGUGGCAACAAGGCUGCAGUCCCCUCUCUCUAUAUCUUGUCGCUCCCCGUCUCUCAGCGAAAUGCCUCUGGGUUCGGUGUAUGGGCGACGGCCCACGUCUCACCGCAACAUCUGCACCAAGGUCCUGCUGGCCGAGGGCAGGGAAACACCCUUCACCGAGCACUGCCGCAACUAUGAGAACACCUACAGGAAUCUGCAAACAGAGAUUCAGAAUCUGAAGGACCAGGUCCAGGAGCUGCACAGAGAUCUGACCAAGCACCACUCCAUCAUCAACACAGAUAAAAUGGGAGAGAUCCUGGAUAGAUCGCUGCACAUCGACAGUCAGAUAGCUUCCCAGUACUCCACUGUGGAAACUAUGAGAGUCAUGUUUGAAGAGAUCUGGGAUGAGACUUUUCAGAGGGUCACUAACGAACAGGAGAUCUAUGAAGCGCAGCUUCAUGACCUGAUGCAGCUGAAGCAAGAGAACACUUACCUGACCACGAUCGCCAGACAGAUCGGCCCCUACAUCCUGUCUAUUGCCAAAGUCAAAGAGAGACUUGAGCCCAGGCUUCAGGAGUCGAAAGAGCACCUCGAUGACCGCACCGAAACAAUGCUGAAAAUCUAUGACGACGGCACACUAGCAAAGGAAAGUCGAGACAGUGACAACCUGAAUUGUGUCACAGACCAAGACAGAGACAAGGAGAGCCGCCCGCUGACGCUCGAGUCAGGGGAGAGCUCUGUCAAGACCAGUCGGUCAGGCAAGGAGCAGAGGGGCCCCACAGAGACAUCCAGCAACAAUGAGAUGCCUUCAUAAACACUGUGUCAUUUGAUUUCCUCCCUCCCUGCCCCCCCAGCACUGCGAUAUGCCUUAAUUCAGCUAUAACAAGCCCGGCGUGGUAUGCGACUUCCUUGGCUGUCCACAUACAGUACAUAGCAUCUCCCCAGCAGCAGGGAGCUGUCAACAGCUCUGAGGUGAGCCUUUGGAUUGACACUAACUGGAUGUAGACAGAGGCCAAAGACUCGCAGCUGUCAGUGCCUGAUGUAGACAAUCUCGUUGUUCAAAGUGGACAACAAUAACAGCAUCUUCAAUAGUUGCUUUGGUGUUAUUUAAACCGCCUUGACGGGAGACCAGAGUGAAUAAUAUGUGACUUCUGUGGAUUGCCUUUUGUGGUUCUCUUUGUGUUUUGGCUGUUAAAAUGAUAAGUAUGCUGAG